Molecule: messenger RNA, 303 nt
Organism: Apaloderma vittatum (bar-tailed trogon)
Lineage: Eukaryota; Metazoa; Chordata; Aves; Trogoniformes; Trogonidae
Gene: BGLAP
Product: bone gamma-carboxyglutamate (gla) protein
Exons: 4
Coding region: 1-303 (100 amino acids)
Biological process (GO): regulation of cellular response to insulin stimulus; bone development; response to vitamin K
Cellular component (GO): extracellular region
Molecular function (GO): hydroxyapatite binding; structural constituent of bone; calcium ion binding
Source: RefSeq, a predicted model, not a curated record
AUGAGGAGGCUGCUGGCACCACUGAUGGUGACUCUGGCCCUGGCAGCUCUCUGCUGUUGUGAGCAAGAUCCCAAAGACACUUCAGGGUCUUCCAGCACUGACAGCAUCAAGAUUAAAAAAGAGGUUGCCAAUGCCUUUGUGAAGAGACAGAAAAGGUUCAGCGUAUAUGAAAGGUACCUCGAGUAUUACAAAAGUCCAAUGGAGCAGAUGCAUGAGCGUUGUGAAAAUUACCCUCCCUGUGACUACCUCUCUGACCAAAUAGGAUUUUCUAUGGCCUACAACCGUUUUUUUGGGAGAUACUGA